Molecule: messenger RNA, 1734 nt
Organism: Merops nubicus (carmine bee-eater)
Lineage: Eukaryota; Metazoa; Chordata; Aves; Coraciiformes; Meropidae
Gene: RANBP10
Product: RAN binding protein 10
Exons: 11
Biological process (GO): cytoskeleton organization; cell surface receptor signaling pathway
Cellular component (GO): cytoplasm
Molecular function (GO): protein binding
Source: RefSeq, a predicted model, not a curated record
GAUGGGAUAAACAUUCUUAUGGGUACCAUGGCGACGAUGGGCACUCCUUUUGUUCUUCAGGGACAGGACAGCCCUAUGGCCCUACCUUCACCACUGGAGAUGUGAUCGGCUGCUGUGUCAACCUUAUCAACAAUACCUGCUUCUACACAAAAAACGGCCACAGUUUAGGUAUAGCCUUUACAGACCUCCCUUCAAAUCUCUACCCUACAGUGGGUCUCCAGACUCCAGGAGAGAUAGUCGAUGCCAACUUUGGGCAGCAGCCAUUUGUGUUUGACAUUGAGGACUACAUGAGGGAGUGGCGAGCGAAGAUUCAGAGCACCAUUAAGCGGUUUCCCAUAGGAGACAGACUAGGCGAGUGGCAAGCCAUGCUGCAGAAUAUGGUUUCAUCUUAUUUGGUUCAUCAUGGGUACUGUUCAACAGCAACUGCCUUCGCCCGAGUCACAGACACCACAAUCCAGGAAGAACAGACCUCAAUAAAGAACAGACAAAGAAUACAGAAGCUAGUAUUAGCAGGCAGAGUGGGAGAAGCUAUAGAAGCCACCCAGCAGCUCUAUCCUGGCCUCCUAGAACAUAACCCCAACCUGCUCUUCAUGUUAAAGUGCCGGCAGUUUGUGGAGAUGGUGAAUGGGACAGACAGUGAAGUACGUUGUUUCAGUGCCCGCAGCCCCAGAUCCCAGGACAGUUACCCUGGGUCCCCCAGCUUAAGUCCUAGACAUGGAUCAAGCAACUCACACGUUCAUAGUACUGGAGCAGAUAGUCCAACCUGUAGCAAUGGAGUCAUGUCCACAAAAAGCAAACAGAGUCACAGUAAAUACCCAACACUGAGUUCAUCAUCUUCAUCUUCCUCCUCCUCCUCCCCCUCAUCUGUGAACUACUCUGAGUCCAAUUCUACAGAUUCUACCAAAUCUCACCAGCACAGUAGUACAAGUAACCAAGAAACCAGUGACAGUGAGAUGGAAAUGGAGGCUGAGCAUUACCCCAAUGGAGUCCUGGAAAAUUCAUCCACCAGGAUAGUGAAUGGCACCUACAAACACGAGGAGAUCCUGCAGACAGAUGAGUCCAGCAUGGAAGACAGCUGCCCACAGAGGCAGCUCUGUGGAGGGAACCAUGCUGCCACAGAGCGAAUGAUCCAGUUUGGACGGGAGCUGCAGAUGCUGAGCGAGCAGCUUUGCAGAGAGUAUGGGAAGAACACAAUGCAUAAAAAGAUGCUUCAGGACGCAUUUAGCUUGUUAGCUUACUCAGACCCUUGGAACUGCCCCGUCGGUCAACAGCUGGACCCGAUCCAGAGGGAACCUGUGUGUGCUGCUCUUAAUAGUGCUAUAUUGGAAUCUCAGAACCUGCCAAAUCAGCCCCCGCUGAUGCUUGCCCUGGGCCAGGCCUCGGAGUGUUUGCGGCUCAUGGCUCAUGUGGGCUUGGGCUCCUGCUCCUUUGCCAGAGUAGACGACUAUUUGCACUAGCCACCAGAGCAAGAUGGAGUUGACAUCGCUGAGUGCUGCCCUUCACCCUCUGUUGCUGCCACUCUGCACCACCACCUCGUUUGAUAGCCUGACCUCUUUGCCACCAACACCCUCCGUAGCGCACACACACGCUGCCCGUGGAAGGAUUGAGUGGGUCCCUCACUGUGUGGCUAUUCCUGACCCCAGGAAUGACGGGCAGAUCUUUCCUGUCUCCCUGCCAUUGCUGUGGCUCCAGUGGCACUCAGUAUUUUGCUGGUUAUUCUAAUGUAGCGCCUUC